AGUUCAACGUUCGUUCUUCAACACCCACGGCUUCUGCUUCUCGUCACUGAUAUAGAAAACAGGGCGAUUACUCCUAUUCCUCUGAAGAGGAGACCGUCUUCUACAGUGACCUCCCUCCCGAGGAGCAGAAGAAAUGGAUCGCCAAGCUCAAGCACAUCUCUGCCGCCGCGUUCCUGGAGCCCGCCACGCACGAACCCUGGCACGACCUGCCCUGCAUGUAUCUCUUCUGCGAGAAGGAUCAGGGCCUGCCGAUUGCGGUGCAGGAGCAGUUCGCGAGCAGGCUGGGCAGCAACUGCACCACGUUCCGGUGCCAGGGAUCCCACUCGCCGUUCCUGA
Messenger RNA from Rasamsonia emersonii CBS 393.64, 336 nucleotides. RefSeq lists its product as uncharacterized. Lineage: Eukaryota; Fungi; Ascomycota; Eurotiomycetes; Eurotiales; Trichocomaceae. The transcript has a single exon. The record is from RefSeq and is a predicted model, not a curated record. The annotation marks the transcript as partial.